Messenger RNA from Priapulus caudatus, 1850 nucleotides. RefSeq names its product lactoylglutathione lyase-like. The coding region runs from base 82 to 615 and encodes 177 amino acids. The record is from RefSeq and is a predicted model, not a curated record. The transcript is spliced from 7 exons. Gene Ontology annotation, molecular function: metal ion binding; lactoylglutathione lyase activity. Lineage: Eukaryota; Metazoa; Priapulida; Priapulimorpha; Priapulimorphida; Priapulidae.
GUGAAAAACAAGUGAGCAACAUAACAUGGUCGAUAGAAAACAGCAAAGACAAAAUCUACCCCUAGAAAGCACAAAUUCAACAUGGCGCUCUCCACUGAAGAAGUAUCCAGGCUAUGCGGUGAUGAUGAUCCUUCUACGAAGGAUUUCAUUUUCCAGCAAACGAUGUACAGAAUAAAAGAUGCCAGGGCUUCACUCCAGUUUUACUGUAACAUCUUGGGCAUGAGGCUGUUGAAAAAGAUGGAUUUCCCCGAAAUGACAUUUUCGCUGUACUUCAUGGGGUAUGAGAAGGCUAGUGACAUCCCGGCUGACGUGGGCAUAGAGAGAGCGAGAUGGAUGUUCCACCGCAAAGGCUGCCUGGAGCUUACUCAUAACUGGGGUACGGAAACUGAUAAAGACUUCAAGGGCUACCACAAUGGGAACUCGGACCCUAGAGGAUACGGUCACAUUGGAAUUUCCGUUCCGGAUGUUGAAAAGGCAUGUGAAAGGUUCGAAAAGCUUGGUGUGAAGUUUGUAAAGAAACCGAAUGAUGGCAAAAUGAAAGGACUUGCAUUUAUCCAAGAUCCCGAUGGCUACUGGAUUGAGAUUUUGAAUGCAGACAAUAUCGGCAGGAUGUGAAGUGUGCAAAAAAGCUUUUCAGUAACACGAAACCGCGUGAAAUUUAAAAUGCAUACAUGCAGUUCAUCAACAGUGGCGUACCCUGGUGAAUGAGUGCGUGAUGAAUCAACUACGUCGAUUAGUAUAGAAAACCGCUAUUAGAAAAGCAACCGUUGUGGUACAAGUGCCAAAAUUUUCACACUCGAUGACUGUUAGGUUACAAAUCAUUUCUGAUUCAGUGCCAAAUGAAAAAGACUUGUAUCUGUCGACCUUGCUAAUUUAUUACAAGAGAUGGCAUGCCCACUUAAUGGCGUGCACUCAACUUUACACGGCACACUCUGGAGGUCACGUGGUUCGUUUUUGAGGUAAUACAGCGAAAGGAUCUCUAUCUGAAAUUCUCGGGGUUAAAAAAAAUGAAAAGAAGUAGGCGCGUUUCACCUAUUUGCAGGAAAAAACCCUCUCGCAAGGCGAGUCGUAUCGACUCCUGCUGAGAAAACAUUGCUGCUUUUUUCUCUCCGUAAUGAAACCUCGUUUUAAUGCAACAUAAUAUCGAUAUUUUGACCGCAGUUGCUAUUUGAAAUAGCAUCGCCAGGAAAUGACUGGCGUUAUUGUGUUGCGUGUUCAUAUUUUUAUAGUACAGAGAGGUAGCAAACAUUUCACACAAAUGGGUAGGGUUAGUUCUCUCUGCAAGUUUGGCUCUUUUCACCAUUGUGUUGUUUUGUUGGGAUUGUCACUCAGGGAUAACAGAGGUGGGACGAUCAGUCUCAUGAUUUGCAUAAAGUGAAAGGGUUGGCUUGAUUACUCCACACCUGGUAGGUACCCAGUACCCAUAAUCAGCCGAUGAUCCACCCAAGUGGAUAGGACCGUUCAGGGUUAUUAUUGUCACAGUGCAGUAGGAAAUAGAUGAAUUAUAUGGUUGGAAAAAUUUGGUUAACCCAAUAUAUCUUUCACUAUAUGGUCAUCAACUGUGACAAUUUUGUGCUGUUACUACAAAGGUUGCUGUGAUAGGUAUGGUAGGAAAAAUUAUGAUUUAUUGUCAUCUCAGAAUUAAUUAUGAUUAGACCUCGAGUUAAAUCAAUUUAAUAUUUUACAUUUGUUAGUUUGUCACAUUGCUGGUAGAUGACAAGGGAAUUCAAUGUUAGUGUUAUUUUUUCAAAUUAUUUUACGAAGCCGGCUUGUUUUAUGACGAAUGAAAUGCAAUGCCGCUUUUGAAACCAGAAAUUAUUUUGAAUAAAGCUGCAAUGAAAUUUUCGCUA